AUGUCAGUCACUAAAGUCCACGCCAGAACAGUCUAUGACUCCAGAGGUAACCCUACAGUUGAAGUAGAGGUCUACACCAAGGACGGUAUGUUCAGGGCUAUUGUCCCAUCCGGUGCCUCAACGGGUUCUCAUGAAGCCCUCGAGCUUCGUGACGGUGACAAGUCCAAGUGGGAAGGUAAAGGUGUCACCAAGGCUGUCUCCAAUGUCAACGAUAUCAUUGGACCAAAGCUGAUUGAAUCCAAGCUGGAUGUCAAGGACCAAAAAGCCAUCGAUGAGUUCAUGAUCAAGCUUGACGGUACAAAGAACAAGAGUAAGUUGGGUGCCAACGCAAUCUUGGGUGUUUCUUUGGCUGUCGCUAGGGCCGGUGCCGCUGCCAAAGGGGUGCCACUGUACCAACACAUCGCUGAGUUGGCGGACAUGAAGAAAGAACCAUACGUCAUUCCUUGUCCUUUCUUCAACGUCUUGAACGGUGGUGUCCAUGCUGGUGGUAACCUGGCUUUGCAAGAAUUUUUAAUUGCUCCUGUUGGCGCUGAGUCCUUCCAUGAGGCUUUGAGACUAGGUUCCGAAGUCUACCACAAGUUGAAGGCCUUGGCUAAGAAGAGAAUCGGCUCUUCUGCUGGCAAUGUCGGUGAUGAGGGUGGUAUCGCCCCAUCUCUAUCUACUCCAUUCGAAGCUUUGGAUUUGAUCUACGACGCUAUCAAAGAAGCUGGUCACGAAGGUAAGGUGAAGAUUGCCAUGGACCCCGCUUCUUCGGAAUUUUUCCAAGGUGACAAGUAUGACUUGGACUUUAAGAACCCACAUCCAGAUGCUAAGAACAAGUUGUCAGGUGCUCAACUCGGUGACUACUACAAGACCAUUUUGGAAAAAUAUCCAAUUGUGUCUUUGGAAGAUCCAUUUGCUGAAGACGACUGGGAGGCUUGGACUAACUUCUUCCCUAAGGCAGGUGUUCAAAUCAUCGCUGAUGACUUAACUGUCACCAACCCUGAAAGAAUCCAAACUGCCAUUGACAAGAAGACUGCUGACUGUUUGUUGUUGAAGGUUAACCAAAUUGGUUCUUUGACAGAAUCAAUUAACUCUGCUAAGCUGGCUUACGGUGCCGGCUGGGGUGUCCAGGUUUCCCAUAGAUCUGGUGAAACUGAAGACACUUUCAUUGCUGAUCUUGUUGUUGGUUUGAGAACUGGUCAAAUUAAAUCUGGUUCUCUGGCUAGAUCAGAAAGAUUGGCAAAGUGGAACCAAAUUUUGAGAAUUGAAGAGGAAUUGGGUGCUUCAAACACAAUUUUUGCAGGUGCCAAAUUCCAUAAGGGACAAUUGUUGUAA
This is a messenger RNA of Nakaseomyces glabratus, 1317 nucleotides long. RefSeq names its product phosphopyruvate hydratase ENO1 (gene ENO1). Gene Ontology annotation, biological process: glycolytic process. Lineage: Eukaryota; Fungi; Ascomycota; Saccharomycetes; Saccharomycetales; Saccharomycetaceae. Gene Ontology annotation, molecular function: magnesium ion binding; phosphopyruvate hydratase activity. The record is from RefSeq and is a predicted model, not a curated record. Gene Ontology annotation, cellular component: phosphopyruvate hydratase complex.